AUGUCUGCUCUACAGGGCAUCAUCUCCAGUCAGAGGGCUCGAAUCCCAAAGAUUGAAAGCAUUGUUGAGCUUGGCUACGAUGCCAAAGCUGCGCUCCUCCAGAGCCAUGAUAGAGCUUCGGAAUCCGAUGAUCAUCUAGCCAGGAGAUACUGGUCUCAUGUCGCGCUAGGCUGCUUGCACAGGUCCCGUGCAGUGCAAGAGUGGGCGGCUUUGAAGGACGGCGAGCAGAAAGACGCAUCUUUUGAAGAACCAGUUGGAGCUCUCGAUCUUUUCAUCCUCGACGAUGCGCCUGAAGGAGAUAUAGACGACCAGAUAUUUCGCAAACUUGAUGAGUAUGUAGAUGCAGUCCGUCAUGCUCAUCCAGAUAUCGAAGACCAAUCUCCACGGCAGAAAGCAAUCACGACUGCCGAGUAUCUCAUCUCCAACAACCUCGUCGCCAUCCCAGAAGACCGUGAAUACCACAACAUCGAACAUAACUUCCUCGGUCGAGCGCUCUUUAGCCAAGGAAAAAACUCUCUGCCAAUUAUCUCGGUCAUAAUCUACUGCUAUGUUGUGCGCCAGCUCGGUCUGUCAGCUGCCCCAUGCGGCUUCCCUCUCCACGUACACGCCGUGGUCUAUCCACCGCCCGGUCUAGACCUUGACGGCAAUGAUCCCCCAUCAGGCACGGAGCUGCCAGCACUAUACAUGGACCCCUUCCGUAGCUCGAACCCAGUCCCAGUCUCCUCCCUACAUGAACAGCUCAACUUUCUCGCCCGCCACCUAACCUCAACCUCAACCGACCACAACGCCUUCCUCUCCGCCUCAACUCCACGCGAAAUAACCAUCCGCUGCGCCCGCAACAUUGUCAAUUCCCUCCAGCAAAGCACUGAACCCUCCUCAGGGCGCCCCAUCGACCUCGUCUCUGCCCGCUACGCCGCUCUCUGGGCCCUCAUCCUCCUGAACAGCAGCAUUACCCCACUUCGCCCUCGCCAACAUCUGCUCAUGCUCAUGCACCUAUUCGUCGAGAAGUUCCCAUACGACGCCUCCCUGGUGGAGAAAUAUAUUCUACCUUUGAUCGAAAACCCAUCCGUAUCAGAUCACCGCCGGACGUGUCUCAGCGUGCGCAAGGCUGAUAUGGAGGCCCCCGAGCGAGUAAAGCCGAGACUAUGCAACCCAGACACAUGGCUCGUGAAGUUCAGAGUCGGACAGGUCUUCCGACACAGACGGUACGGCUAUGUCGCUGUUGUGACAGGCUGGGACGGCACAUGCGACGCGGACGAAGAGUGGAUUCGGAGGAUGGGUGUGGACCGUCUGGAUGGUGGAAGGGGACAGGCUUUCUAUCAUGCUUUCGUGCAAGAGGAUAAAUCAAUGCGCUACGUCGCGGGAGAAAACAUCGAGCUCCUCCCCGCUCAUGAGGUCGUGCCGGAGGCAUUCCCUCUGGAGAUUGGGAAGUGGUUUAAGCGUUGGGAUGAUAUGGACAAGGUCUUUGUGAGUAAUAUCCGCGAUGAAUAUCCGGACGAUUAG
Molecule: messenger RNA, 1503 nt
Organism: Endocarpon pusillum Z07020
Lineage: Eukaryota; Fungi; Ascomycota; Eurotiomycetes; Verrucariales; Verrucariaceae
Exons: 4
Coding region: 1-1503 (500 amino acids)
Molecular function (GO): DNA binding
Source: RefSeq, a predicted model, not a curated record